UUCCGAGGAACAAGGCAUCGGAGAAUGCCAGGACUGUCGGUAGUGAGCUACGCGCAGUGGUGUGUGUGGUUGAACGCGGCAAUCGCUUCUUUUACUUCCUCUGUGUCUCUGCCACUGCGAGCUUGAUGAGUUCGAGACUCCUCCCCGAAAUUUGACGCCCUAAACGUGGGUUGAGGUUGACGAUGUGAAUGGGCUUUCGCGGCUUUUCUCUUGCUUGCACGUGGAUUGCAGGGGAGGGAUUUGACUGGGGCUCAGUGGCGUUCGUGGAUCGCUGCAGCGAUGUAAGAACCUGAGGGAAGUGUUGAGUAUGCAUGGCGGGAGAAUUGCAGGAUGCUACGUUAGAUGAUUUCCUGAAGCAACCAGUUAAAAUGCCUGUCUCUGCAGAAAAUGACUUGAAGUUAGAAUGGAUUUCUACCACAAUCGAUGCUUUGGAAAAUCUACCUCACAUUAGGAACUUAAAUGCGCUUCUUCUGGAAACGAUUAGAAGGCUUGAAACAUUGCUGAAGGAACUCCCUAGGGAAACAUGGACAAGAGUGGAGGAAAAAACUUUGAGAAAACUUGGGAAGGCCUUCGAAGAUGUUUCGAGAUCGGCAAUGGAAUGGAAGAGGCAUAGGCUUCGGCUUUUACUUACUGAGGACACAUGUGCAGCGGAAUUGUACGAUGCGGUCAUGAAUGUACAGGACAGAUUUAGCGAGUUGGAGGUUCAUCAAAACUGCAAGGGAGAAGCUAAUUCAAUAGUAAAGCAACUUGGCCAAGUAGCACAGGAACUGGGAGAGGAAAGUGACUGCAGUGAACUCAACAAAGUUUCAGCCGCCUUCAAGAAGAAGUUGUUGGAUUUUCUUCGUUCGAACAGCUACUCUCGUUCCUCAGAACACGCGACUUUCGCUUGCACUUGGCUUGCCAAACAGCUUGACACAGACGUCGAUACUAUCAGGCAGGAAUUGCAAGAAAUAAAGAAACAUGCGCACGCCUCCCCACGCCAGAUGCAGAAAAUUGAUUCUGAGCUGUUAGAGCAGUUAAUUCUGUUCAUGACAGAAGCUGAAACAAUAACGUCCACAUCAGAUUGCCUUUUUGAUAUCAAAUCAAAAUUGGAAUGUGGUCUUUGCAAACGCCUUAUGUUAAGGCCAGUCGUAAUUGACAGCGGGGUAUCCUUUUGCAAGGGAUGCAUUGAAGAGUACUUGAAAUGUGAGAAAACCAUUUGUCCUGUUACUGGCAGACCGGUUAGCAGACGCUUCGUCGUCAGUGUUACUCUCCAAGAUUUGAUAACCUGUUGUGGAGGAGCAGUAGAGUCGGCUGUGGAUGAACCUACUACAGAAGAGGGAAACUCAAGUGAUAUCAGUGUAGAUGGUCCCUUCAUUGAUGAUUCUCUGGAGAGGAGAAUAGAGCUCGGAUUAGAACAGCUUUGUUCAACUGCUAGAAGAAGAGUGCUUGCGGGGUUUUCCCAUCUUACCAAGUGCGCAUUAUUACCAGGGGGUCCACGUGCAGUGUUCAAUGCGCAAUAUCUACCUAAAUCAUCUUCACCAGAUGAAUCGGAAGCUAUGAAAGUUAUACCAACUGCUAUAAAGUUAGCAAGGACGCAGGACCCACAAUAUACUAAGCGUGCGGUGAAGUUAAUGAAGGCUCUCACUUCCGACCUUAAUGAGGUGGAGGGAGCUGACCCUGAAAUCGUUGAUGAAGUAGCUGAAGGAUUGGACGUGCUCAUCCCAUUAAUGAAGGGAAAGAUGCUUAACUCGACUCCUCUUGUAGCUGCUGAAACUCUCGUGAACAUUUUGGUGAACAAAGAGGUACGGAAGGAGGUUCUGAUCUACGACGGUAUAAUUCCAGCGUUCAUUUCAUUCUCGAAUGUGAAUGCUGCCAGUACGAACAUUAAGGAUCGAAGCCGAGUACAUCGCGUGUGUACUUGGGGAUUGCCACGUUUGGCAAGCAGUACAAGAAGAGGAGAUAAAACCCAGCUGAUUGUAGCAGCUCUGAUAAAAUUAUUGCAGAAAAGUCUCAUCUAUCCACCGGAACCGGAAUACCUGGUGAAGGAUUUACUUGUUGAGUUGGAGAAGCAGAUCUUGGCAUUGGACAAUGCCACAUCAACAAAUGAGGUCUGCUUGCUAGUUUGGAAAGGCAUGACAGAUCUUAUGAAGACUGAAGCAUUGCAUAUCCAUGAAAGUGUGUCUGGGAAGAUGGCAAUUAUAAGGAUAAUGAGGAAACUUUGUGAAAUGUACACAGACACGUUCGGAGAGCACAAUGGCAAGUAUUUAAUUUCGUACCUUUUGUUUAUGAUCAGAGGUACUAGUUCGGAAAGGAAGAACCAUUUGGAAUCUUUACGACCUCAUCCUCGGGAGAACAUUGAGGAAUUGACGACAUUAUUGCUUCAUUCUGUCGAACUGCUUUCUUUCUGCGUGGCCCAUGGACGGAAAACGGUACAACAUGUGCUCGCCGAGAAGCUCGAGGACAGGAAUACUCUUCGCGAAGUGUUGUACAGUGAAGAAACAUCUUUGAUUUCAUAUGAGUGCAGACUUGAUGUUUUGAGUAUUUUUGAGCAAUUUGACAUGGAAGACCCUGUUGGAGACGUUGCAAUGGUGCUGAGAUGGAAGAACUCCGAAAAUCUAACUUUUCGACAGCUAGUCGCCAGUAAGUUACGGCAUUGGAUAGAGAAGAAAGAUCGCUUAACUGAGAUACAAGAUGCCGGAGGCGUUGAUGCUCUUCUGGUUUUGUUGGAAGAUAAAGAUCUGACUUGCAAACAAGAUGCCUUGGUUGCCUUGCAAGCUUUACCGUCAAAUAUUGCGGUCCCAAUUGAUCAGUUGCCGCUUCAAACAAUUGUCGGUUUUCUUGAUCAACAAUGGCACAGCGAUGUGUCAAAUGCCGCUCUGGGGCUCCUUGACUUGAUGUUAAAAAGUAAAGCAGAUAGCACCAACGAGAUUUUGGAGACUGAAGGAGCGCUUGAUGCUGCACUGAAUUUGCUUGAAAUGAACCCUCAGUGCCCGAGCAGUGAAAAAGGUGCUUCGGCACUCCUCAAGAUGGCACAAGAUCAUGCAGAUGCACGCCACCGAAUUGCCAAUGCUCGUGUAGAUGGCCUGGGUGGUCUGAAUAUUCUUGUGAAGUACGUAAAAGGGUUUGGUACAAGUGAUUUCAAGGAGGUUCUAACUGCCAUUUUGGUUUUGUUUUGCAAAAAUGAGGAAACCAGUGAGGCUGUAAUAGAAGCCGAUGGUCAUAGGUUUCUCUUGGCAUCCCUUGAGGAAAAUAUUUCGAAGCAGUCCGCUGCAGAAGGCUUACUGGAGCUCGUAAAGAAUGUCAAGACUCGACCGAAAGUCUUGGAGGCUGGCUUUGUGUCGACAGCAUGUAAAAUUGUCAGCGAUGCAGGGAGGUGUCCUUGCACUGCCAUCGCUCUUGGCUUAGAAAUUAUUAGCUCGACGCCCGAGGGACUCGACCAGAUCUGUGCAGAAGGGUCCAGCGUUUCAGCAUUGCUGACCCUUUUAGAAAAUUGUUCUGGCUCUGAUGGGAUGGAUGCAGCUGCAAUAGUUAUUUCAAGAUUAUAUCCUCUCCUUGAGCAUGAGAGUCAAGAGAGAAUGAAUCAUGCAUGCAAUAUUUUGGUCAGGUAUGUAAAGAAGACGCCUCCCAAUAGAAUAUCCCACGCCAAACCAUUUUAUCGGGCUCUUGCAGCCUUCGCCGUUAAGCCCAUGGGGAAGCUAAUUAUUCAUGAAGGCCGAUUCCUCCAUUUGCAACUCUCCAUUACCGAUUCUGACGUUCAGAAUCUGGUUCUGAAAAUUCUGGUGGAGAUGAGUGCGAAUCCUAGUGAAAAUGGGACGGCCAACCAACAUGCCACGAUGAUAAAUAAUUGUCUCAUCACCGACGAAAUUGGCGAAAACCUUUUUAGUUUCAUUAAGAAAGAGAACUUGGACCAAUUUGGGGGGAGAACAGAGAGUCUGGAGUGUGCACUUAUCCUAAUCAGAAAUUUGAGUCUGACUGGGACAAUGCAUUGUGAGCAGCUAUUACGAAAUAAUGCUGUAACCAUUCUGCUUGAUGUUGUCAAGCACCACCUGCAAAGCCUGUCCACUGUGAUUGUGCUCAGUACAAAAGCUCUCGAAAAGUUUUUGGAGGUUCCUGAAGGAAGACAAGCUUUCAUGAUUCCUGAAGGAGGACUAGCUCGAGGAGUUCAAAUUAUAGUUUCUGUUUUGGAGCAUAGUGUCCUUGGAAGAUAUGCUCAAAUCAACUCGUCUUCGACUGCCCUACUGGUGGCGGUCGCCAGAGAUAAGAAAUGUUGUAAAGAGGCCUGCAAACAAAUGUACCGUCUCGGCAUACUUAAAUUGUUGAAGGAAAUGGUACUUAGAGGUGCAACAAGUAAUAUCAUGUGGCAAGCUGCUGCAUUGAUGAAGCUCUUGGCCAUGUAUGGACCAACAAGUGUGUGCAAGGAUAUGAAAGAGGGAAAUUGCCUAAAAGCUUUGUUUGAAUUACGCAAUAUAGAUCGUUGCACUGAGUUGGCGGAAGAUGUCCUGAAAUUUGUGGCGGAAAAAAACAGAGAAUGCAAGAAGGCAAUCGAAUCAAUGGGAUUCAAUGGUUCAUUAACAGAAAGACGGUGAAAGAAUCCUCGUCAACAUUUGAUUGUUACAUCUGACGAUUCCGGGCGUAAACCAGUCGAACCCUCUCUUUUGUGCAACUUUCAAAUGUGAACCUUUUCCUGAACUAGGAACAGGCAUCGGGCUUAGCCUGACACAUGAGUUCAGAGCACCUGUUAGUAAUACCAAACUGAUCCUCAAUCACGGCCAGGACAUUGCUGCAAGAAAAAAAAUUCAAUCCAAAGUGCCACAAAAGAGAACUGCAGUUUAAGUCGGUUGCAUGUACUGAGAAGGUCUUUGGAGGAAGUGCUCUACUAGACCUAUACCUGUGGUUAGCAAAUCCGAUACAACAUACUGCUAAAGAAGAUGACCAGGUUUGGGGUUUUCUUCACCGAUUCUAGAGGGGGAGAGAGAUUUCUCUCAUUGUACACUACAGGAUAGAGGAAGGUGUACCUUACUUGAUUAGCGCUCUUAGUAAUUGUUCCUUAAAUGGGUGAUGUAAGUUACUUUGAUGCGUGUCGUGGAUCUCCAUGUACAGCAGCAAAUUGGGGCUAAGCUGAAGAUAUGUGUUUCAACAUUAAUGUUUUGACAAUUGCUUUAGGUGAUUUUGCUGAAGCACCAUGUAUUCAUAAUCUGUGGCUUCUACAUGUAA
Physcomitrium patens is the source of this 5196-nucleotide messenger RNA. RefSeq lists its product as uncharacterized. The record is from RefSeq and is a predicted model, not a curated record. Gene Ontology annotation, molecular function: ubiquitin protein ligase activity. NCBI's taxonomy places the organism in Eukaryota, Viridiplantae, Streptophyta, Bryopsida, Funariales, Funariaceae. Gene Ontology annotation, biological process: proteasome-mediated ubiquitin-dependent protein catabolic process; protein ubiquitination.